CGAUGACAGAGUAUUGGGCUACAGAACAUGAUGAAGAAGAAAACCACUUGAAACAUUGAUGGCAGCUAAACUGAACUUUGUGAUUGCGUUUUCUUUCUGUUUUAUACUUGGAGCAAACGCCAACCGACUAUUUGUACCCUUAGAAGUUGGGUCGUGGAUAGAGGGACAGAGACUGUGUGCAGAGAAAGGCGGAAGACUCCUUAACACGAAUGAUUUCUCGUUCUAUUUGGAAGAGACACUCAAAAACUUCGAGCCAGGGCGCAACUUCUGGAUCGGAGACGUCCAGAGGGUUUCCGAAUUGAUUCACAUCGAAGGUUGCUAUGACAGAAGCUCCAUCCAAGCAAUGCUCUCCAGCUCCAUUCUAUUCACAUCGGCCUUGACACCAGCACGAUGCCAGGAAGUUUGUUGGAAUGAAUACAACUCCAGCUAUUUUGCCAUUAAGCAGGAGGAGUGCUAUUGUCUACAAGUUCUAAAAGACAUUACAUCUCUGAACUUGACUUCUGUCGCCAAAUGUGACUACAAGUGCAACACAAAGGAACCUCCGCGUGCAUGUGGUAGCAAAGAUGGCGGGGACGUCGACGCACUGAGCGUCUAUAAAUCUUCUAUGGUCCCAGAAGGGUCCAAAUAUCGUUGCAUCAAAAUAGAAUGUAGUUUCAACGAAGGGUAUAUGAACGAAAGUUGUUCAAAGACAUUAGAGCCUUUCUGUUCUCAAAACGUUAGCAUGGGUGCCUCUAACUGGAUCGUUUCUUAUGAUCAGUGCGACAAAGGAAAUGGCUAUUUGGAUGGAAGAGCAAAUUUAAAUGAUGUUAUGAGUAAAUGUGGGGAAAUUCGUAAACGAUUUCCAAAUGUUUUUGUUUUUUGGCUUGGGAUCAGGAGGCAGUCAUUUCAAACACUGGACCAAGGGUAUUCCAUUAGGCCUGAUGCACUAGAGAAAUGCGAGUAUUUUAACACCAGUUCGGGUAUUAUACAAACAGAUUUGAACUGCUCGACUGCUAGAUAUACCGUUUGUGUGUUGCCCAAUGGAAUGGGAAGGAAUGGUAAAACCAUCCCGUCAGACAGCACAAACGAGGACCCAAACGAUCAGAAUCAUACCGCUGUGAUAGUCGGGGGCGUUGUGGGAGGGGUGCUGGCCAGCGCAACCGUCUUCAUCGUGCUGCUUCUUUACACAAGAUGGAAACGAAAUCGACAUAAAGAGGACCGGGCAACAUCUGAAGUCACCAACUCACUGUCUAAAGUACUUGACGAAAACGUUCAGUCUUCAGUUGAUAAAUAUUCAGUCGUAAAUGGCAAGGGAACAGAGGAAGACAUGUAUUAUGAGAGCCAAAACGAGUAUGAUAUUCUUGGGAAAAAGCGGUCAAAAACGAAAGUGCAAGAAGAUAACUUUUACAACAUGUCCGAAAACCCAGUAAAUCAGAAUGAAUACGCGCGAGCGGAUCAGGUUUCUAAAAGGGUGUCUGAUACUGAGGACGUAUACGACCACACCAAUGACAGCGACAUGUAUGGGGUCUCGCUGGUUAUAGAGAGUGAAAAUGUAUACAACCAAAGCAAGAGCUGAGACCCAUACGCGAGUCCAUAAGGUGACAAGACAUUUUAAUCCACAGACACCGUAUUUUUUUUAAUGUACUAAGUAUAAUUUUAACCUCGUAUUCCAUAGAAUCUCCGGGGGUCAUGAUUUAAAUAAGUUUGAACUACACUAUCUGAUGAUGAUUGCACACAAGUUUAAGACUAUACAGAUCAAAUGGUAUUUGAGAUUAGUGUUUCGAUUUAUAAUUUCUCUAUAUAGUUUUAAGUGAAAUUUAAAUCUCGUAUUUUAAACCCCAUCUAAUUUCCAGGGACCAUGAUCUCUGCUGAUGUUUGCAUACAAAUCUCAGACUAAUAGGCAAAAUGUCAAGAGACUAGCUGUUUUAUAUGAAUUUUGUCCGGUUGUUUUGUUUUUUUUUAUAUGUAAAAAUUCGACCUAUUAUUGAGAUUCUACCCAAUCCCCUGGGAUUUCUUCAUUAUUUGACACAAGUUUCAGAUUAUUUGGACAAAUGUUUCUUUUAAACGUCAUGUUACUAUGGCGACUAUUUUGAAUUUAUACGAUCAUUAAUAGCACGCUACAUGACAUAUACUGUACAUCUCCAUCUCUGUUAUUAUAUUAAUGUGAAUUUUUUUUCUUGAUUUUCUUAUAUAUUGCAAUGUUAAAAAAUUAUUUUUAAGUAAACUUAUUUCACAAAUGUUAUCUGAAUAAUUAAACAACCCUAUAGGUAUAAAUUUUCACGAUAGCAAUAUUAUUGAUACGACAUGAUAUUAUAUAAAUAGUGCCUGUGUGGGAGGGUAACAGUUGAAAUUGACACCCCGAGAAAACCAUUGUUAACCGACGCGAAGCGGAGGUUGACAAUGGUUUUCGAGGGGUGUCAAUUUCAACUGUUAUCCUCCCAAACAGGCACUAUUUAUUUUGUUAUACUGAAUGUCUUAAUUUUUAAGAAAAUUUUACUGCUUUUAUAUAGGAAUAACGUGAAUUCUACAGCGAACCGCAUGGGCAUAAUUUUCGCGCAUGUAACAAUUUUUAAUGUUACCCGUUGCUAAGUGUGUUGCUAACGCUGAGGGUAAUAGAACGGAUUAUGAACUGCGUCUUAACCAAUCAGAUUUCAGUAUUUAACAUGAAAGUAUUACAAUGUAUUAUGUUUACAUUCUACUGUGUUUUUCCAUUAAAUUUUGUGAUGUUUAAAGAGGUUCGCUCCUUAGUUUUGGGUAGCCAUUUUCGGUCACCUCUAGUCUUAAAAUUCUGCAUCACGUAUUAAUUCUAAAAGUAUAUUUAUAUUUUACAAUGCCAAAUAAACUUAUUGAAUAAAAUAGGUUUUUUUUUAAAUUUACAUUUAAAUGAGACAUUAAGUGUAUGUCUAUUUGUAUGCAAAGUUUUGGAAAGAUGACAUUACUAUAUUUUUAUUUUAUUUGCGUUAUGAUUUGAUUGCUCAAAAAUUUUGUAACAUCGGUUGUUGUGUUCAUUAUGUACUGGCCUUUGAAGCCACCAGUAAAGCAAGAAUUUUCAAA
Molecule: messenger RNA, 3033 nt
Organism: Magallana angulata
Lineage: Eukaryota; Metazoa; Mollusca; Bivalvia; Ostreida; Ostreidae
Exons: 10
Coding region: 59-1555 (498 amino acids)
Source: RefSeq, a predicted model, not a curated record